AUGGAUAAAAUACUAUUUUUUUGUGUAUUGUGUGUCACAAUAUUUGAACAAAUAAAUAGUACACAGUCAUUUGUACUAAAUCUUCAAAAUAGUAAUCAAGAAAUUCAAUUUUUCGCGGAUGAAGCGCUCAAAAAGUACUUACCGACUCUUAAAGAAUAUUUGGUAUUUUUGAAACCUGAAGAUAUAGAUAAUAGGUCGAUAGAAGACCCAGUGGUUCACGUUGUUAAUAGAAAAAGAUACUAUAAUUUCAAAAUUAAAUGGAACGUAAAGAAAGAACUUCGCGAUCAGUUUUCUAUCAAACGUGGAUUUCCCAAAUUGGAAUGUGAUAUCAGUGUUAAAACUAUGGAUGAUGAAACUAUUGAUUUAAACUGUCAGGAUAUUUAUCCUAAAGAGUUAAUGAAGGACUUGAAAUCUCUUCACAAUGGAUUAGAAGUGUUUGGUACUAUAUAUGAAUCUUUAAAAAAAAUAUUUUUAUCUUCUAAGAUUCAACAUUGA
This is a messenger RNA of Cotesia glomerata, 495 nucleotides long. RefSeq lists its product as uncharacterized. The transcript has 2 exons. Lineage: Eukaryota; Metazoa; Arthropoda; Insecta; Hymenoptera; Braconidae. Bases 1 to 495 code for a protein of 164 amino acids. The record is from RefSeq and is a predicted model, not a curated record.